AAGUUGAAGGAUCAGCUAUCACAGGAUCUGUCGGACUGCAUUAUAUACUGUAAGAGCGUUCCCUUCCAGAGCUUCAAGCACUCGCGGACCCAUUACAAACCCUACGAGAUGUCGUCCUUCACAGAGUAUAAAGCCCGGAAGCUGGUCAGAGAACCAGGGAAUGAAUUUGUCCAACACAAUGCCAGGCAGCUGACCAGAGUCUAUCCCACAGGACUACGGACGGACUCCUCCAACUACAACCCCAAGGAUAUGUGGAACGUAGGAUGUCAGAUGGUGGCUCUAAAUUUCCAGACGGCCGGAGUGGAGAUGGAUCUGAAUGACGGUCUCUUCCAGCAAAAUGGACGCUGCGGGUACGUUCUGAAGCCGUCGUUCAUGAGACACGCGGACACGAACUUCAACCCGGAUCAGCCGCAAGAAAGGGAAGGAUACUCACCGGUCAGCCUUUCCAUUCAG
Molecule: messenger RNA, 453 nt
Organism: Hyla sarda
Lineage: Eukaryota; Metazoa; Chordata; Amphibia; Anura; Hylidae
Product: 1-phosphatidylinositol 4,5-bisphosphate phosphodiesterase delta-4-like
Exons: 3
Biological process (GO): lipid metabolic process; intracellular signal transduction
Molecular function (GO): phosphatidylinositol-4,5-bisphosphate phospholipase C activity
Source: RefSeq, a predicted model, not a curated record